CGCGCUCUUAGGCCUAAAAUAUAUAAAGUGCAUUAAUCGCGUCCGUCUUUGCACUCAUAUAUAUAUAUGUACGGGUGGAAACAUUAUAGAAGCAUUAAAGAAGCAUUAUACGCAGGUGACAAGUUUUUGUUUUGGCAGAGGAUUAAAGAGCAACCCAUUCGACUCGUUCGUCUACUGUGAACUUGUUUACACGACGUCGAUUGCUUUCUUGAGCCGGACGGUCUAAAAAAUUACGAGAUUGAAGCCAUCACUUUUUAAUCUGACUGACAGAAUAGACGCGUGUCGUCCUUGUAUUGCGACCAUUGAUAGGCCUAUUACGCGAAGAGGACGGCACUUGUAAGCGGCACGCGCUCAGGCCGACAGAACGACGCCAAAUUCGACAAGCUUGACAAGUAGAGUUAGUGGGAGACAGAGAUGGAUAGAGAGAAGGAGGAGGGAAAUGAUAGACAGAGGAAAAGGGGAAAAAAGCUGCACCUGGCUAGGGUGGCGCCAGCCUCGCAUGAGAGGCGGAGCUUAAGCCUCGUUCAAAUCCUCAUUCAGCCGUUCAAGCUCUAACGAUGGCGAUGGCGGAUAAGACGAACUUGGAAAAUGAAAAAUUUGAACGGUUAGCUAUGAACUGUUCAGAAGAAGACGAAGACAUGCCGUCUUCUAGAAAUCCAAAAAAAGCCAACAAGUCAGCCGCUAUGGUUCGAAGAAAUGCAAGAGAACGAAACCGCCUUAAAAGAUUGAACAGUACAUUCGUCGCACUUCAGUCCCAUUUACCAGAACAGGCUGCUACUGCCACACCGACACAAGGAGCAGGAAAAGGGAAGCAAGCCAUGAGCAAAGUGGACAUCCUUCGAGGUGCUAUUGACUAUAUUCGUGCUUUGCAAACUCUACUUGAUGAAAAUGGUAAUCAACAACUCCCUCCUCCUCCCUCUUAUCCGUCCCCCUUCUUUUGGCCUUCAACUUAACCAAAAAAAUUGCAUAGACUAUAAGACUUCCCGCGGUCUGACACUCAGAGUGGCCAUGUCUGACUGGGAAAGCAGCAGAUGAAGUGUUCUGUAUUGAAAUCUCCGCAGAUGGUAUAACCGACGCAUCUGUCGUCUUCUCAUUCCUAAUGAAAUUGUGCCUCUCUUCCCUUCUGCAAGUUUCCUUCGAAACGAUACAUUCCUUUCUAUUUUAUAUUAUUUAGAAUGAUUAUUUUGAUAUAUCAUAUCGCAUUUUG
Messenger RNA from Dimorphilus gyrociliatus, 1207 nucleotides. NCBI's taxonomy places the organism in Eukaryota, Metazoa, Annelida, Polychaeta, Dinophilidae. The record is from the annotation of a GenBank genome assembly.